CCAUGGGUAAGAGUUAAAACUAUGUACAUCAUAUGCUUAUGCGUCGGAUUGUUUGCGAUUUCAAGCGCUUAUGUUAAUGUUGCUCUAAAUAAACCAGCAUACCAACAGAACCAAUGGAAGCCAGGUGACGACACGUAUGACGCCAGUAACGCUGUAGAUGGACGUAAAUCUGACUUGACAUGGAAUGGAGGUCAAUGUGCUGUAUCGUUUGGCGAACGAGUCGCCACCUGGUGGGUGAACCUAACCAGCGUCCACAAUAUCCAUCACAUCACCAUAUACUUCCUGACAGGCAGUCUCAGUGGACACACUUCUACUCACCUGGGAUUCUCUGUGUACAUCUCCAAUACAACAGACAUAUUGCAAGGAACACUGUGUUUCAAGGACUCCAACUUUACACCAGACACGAUGCCUUCCAUCUUUAACACCACCUGUCCUGUACAUGGGCAGUACGUCAUCUUCUACAACGAGAGAGAAUCUGGAGUUAUCUAUCCUUACGGAUAUCAAAAAUAUGUUGACGCUGACAUCUGUGAAGUUGAGGUGUAUGGAUGUCCAAUAGUAGAUAAUUUAUAUGGAGCCGACUGCUGUCCAGAUGUUAAUUGCCAAAAGUGUCACAUGGAAACGGACAUAUGUGUGGAGUGUGAGCCUGGAUUUGAAGGUCAUCAGUGUGAACAAGCUUGCCAAAAUGGUUUUUAUGGAGAAGGCUGUUCUGACAUGUGCAAUGACACAUGUACAGGAUGUAACAACAUCAACGGUUCAUGCGAUUCUGGAUGUCUUCAAGGAUGGAAGGGGGGAUUCUGUCAUAUAGGUUUCAGUGGAGUGCCUGUUUCAAAAUGACAAUUUACUUUUGAUAAUGCUUUUAUUUAUAUGCAUUCGUGCAUAGAGGCAAUUUUGUUUUCCGUUUGAUCUUGUAACGAAAACCCUUCCAAUCCAUACCUUCGCUUUCAUAAUUUUUUUUGAUGAAACACGGUAUAGCUGGUUUUUGACCGGUCACAAAUUUGGCGGAUUCGGGCAUGUAAGAAAAUCUGAUAUCCAUUGCCAUGACCUCCUUGAGUGGUAUGGUUCAUGUACACGGCACAAUAUUGACAGUCAUCCUUAAGAAGUUGGAUAAAGUGGUUUCUAUGGACGAGUGCACUUUACACGUCGUAGUCCUAUAUUAUCCUAAAUUGUUAUCUAUUCUAAUUCUAAAAUAUGCCUUUGUUUUGUUUCGGUUUUGGUUUCUUAGAAUUAGUUUCGUUUUGUUAUAUUUUGUUUUGUUUCCUUUCAAUUUCAUUUUGAAGUUUUAUUUAUUCCCUACGAUGGCAUUUUUUUCUAAUUUUUUUUUCAGUGGCUUGUUUAUUUUUUUUAUCGCUUACUAAUUAUUGCAGAAAACUGAAGUAGAGUAAUUUGCAGAGCUUUAAGUGUUGUUUUCACAGUGCAUACUUAUUAUAUCUCUACAAUAUAAAAAGUGUAUUGUUUCAUAAAUAAAAUAUUGUCUUAAAUAUUUAUAUAUUUAAUUAAGCAUAUAAUUGUGACUUUGUGUUACAGUUGUAAUGUUAUUUGAUUUUAACUAAAGCAAGGAUAAACAAUGUAUUAAGCACCACGGUUUUCAUUAAUAAGACAAAAGUAGAACAUUUUGAACAAUUUAACUUAGAUCAAUGUUUACAACUUACAAGUGUACACAAAAAAUGUAUCGUUUAUUACACUAAUAGCUUCCCUGAAUUGAUUAUGUAAUAUGCGAUUGAUUCAGUCGGAGCGAUUGGUUUUAAUUCAUGUCUUGUGUUAUUUUGAGAAUUUUUUUUGGAAAUGUCUUUUUGAUUCUCCUAGUUUUUCAACAUUUCAAACGUUUACAAACAUCCAAAUUAAAAAAGGAUGAUAAUUCAAUUCAAUGACAAGUCCUUAAUCUUAAGCAGAUUAUGACGAAGACUUAAAUGAAAGUGCUAGUUAUUUGGCUAUUUGAAAGGUAAUAUAGAAAUUGACUCUCGAUUUAGACGUUACACAAUCCAGUUAAAAGUUUCACUUGUUUAAAUUUGUACCAUUUUGUACAACCCGUAUCGUAUCUACAAGUUCAUAUAAAACUUUGUUUUGAUACGAUGUUUAAAUUACAUUCAUAAUAAUUGAGAAAUUUGUCGCCUAGAUGACUUCUCUUCACUGAGAGUUUUGUAGAGAAGACCUGCUUUAAUCUCUUUUAAGUACCACUAUGUUAAAAGAGUAACUUUUGUAGUACCUCUUAAUGUAAACUAAUCGGUGUAACACUCGACAUCACAAAAAUGUUAACUUAGCGAAUAACGACACAGAGUGAAAUGUGUUAUUUUUUUUUAUCUUAGUAAUAUAUUAAUUUGUAUUUACUUUAAUUUCGACCCAUUCGUUGUUGUAACUUAAUAUAUAAGUAUAAAAGAACCUCAUUACUUGUCGUAUUAAAGAAAUAUAUAACUAAUAAUAAGAGAUGAUUUUUUAUUACAGAAAAUUACACAGUUAAGUUUCUUAAACUUUCAUAUCAAGGUAAAACAUAAACUUUUCAGGUGAAAUAUUUACAUUAUACCUUGCCGUAAAAAAUAAUUAUAUUUUUUAAAGUAAGAUAUGAAUUUGUUUUUAUGAAAAGCAGUUUUACAGGUAUAGCUGUACACAACUUUCAUAUCAUAUAAAAGUAAAACAUAAACAUUACAUGCAACAUAUCUAUCUUAAUUAAAAAA
This is a messenger RNA of Magallana angulata, 2669 nucleotides long. RefSeq lists its product as uncharacterized. The transcript is spliced from 8 exons. The record is from RefSeq and is a predicted model, not a curated record. Lineage: Eukaryota; Metazoa; Mollusca; Bivalvia; Ostreida; Ostreidae. Bases 22 to 834 code for a protein of 270 amino acids.